AUAAAAGUCAUGCCCGUCAGCAUGUGCCCCCGUCAUAAUGCCAUAGUCAAUGUUUAUUAUCAAAAUGAUAAUUAUGUGUAAUGUUUUCUGAAAGCACUGAUCGUAAAAAUAUCACUGGAAUGAUAAAAGAAGAUGAUGAGGACUUUGAGGAAGAAGAUGAGGAAGAUGACAGAGCUGCAAACAGAGGGAACAUUUCAGACGUCCUUUCUGUCAUAUCUAGUGUUGUGUCUGGUUUUCUCAGGAGCUGGAUUUGUUUGAAAGCAUCAGAGAUGUUAAAUGUACCAUCUCAGUCUUUUCCGGCAGCUGGGUCCCAGCAGAGAGUCGCACCAGCCGGACAGUCCAGAAACAAGGUGGCGCUGAAGCCAGGUCACAGUCUCCUGGACUGGAUCAGACUGACCAAGAGCGGACGUGAUCUGACCGGACUGAGAGGACGACUGAUUGAGGUCACAGAAGAGGAGCUGAAGAAACACAACACCAGAAACGACUGCUGGACCUGCAUUAGAGGUAUGGUCUAUAACGUGAGUGCCUACAUGGAUUUCCACCCUGGUGGGGAGGAGGAGCUGAUGAGGGCUGCUGGGAUUGAUAGCACUGACCUGUUUGACCAGGUCCACCGGUGGGUGAAUUAUGAGUCCAUGCUGAAGGAGUGUCUGGUGGGGAGGAUGGCAGUGAAGCCCAGUCCUGCUCUUCAAGCUCAGACAGAGAAGAUGGAAAGCACUCACUUGAACGGUUUGUCUCUUCCUCCACCUUUAAGACAGGAGCCUGUACCUACUCCUCUCCCUGCCAAAGAUCAUCGCCCUCGGUAUGAAUGGUUCCAGACAGAUGGAACUGUCAGUAUUGUUGUUUACACAAAGCGAAAGAUUCCCAGCGCUGGCUGUGCAGUGGUGGAUCUGCAAGAUGAUACUCUUCGUGUGGAGAUGCUCUUAGGGAAGAUGUCGUAUCUUCUCUACUGGCGCCUGUCCAGUGAAGUUCAAGGAUGUGUAGAUGUUCAGACAGCCCACUCCGUAGGAAAAGUUCAGGUGUGUUUCCACAAAUCUGUCAAAGAUAAGUGGACGAAAGUGGGGCAACCACUAGAACACCAUGACACAUUUAUUCAGUGUAAAGAUCGUGAGCUGUUCUACAGGGAAUGUGUGUUGGUUUCGAAAACGGAUGUCACACAUGACACGCAGGUCUUGCGUUUACAACUUCCACCAGGGUCACAUAUGCAAGUUCCUGUGGGAAGACACGUCUACCUCAAAACCUCUCUCCAGGGUACAGAUGUUGUAAAACCUUACACACCAGUGGAUCAGACGCUAAUACCUCCCUCACAAUCCAGUGCUGAAAUGGGCUCAGACUUACAGCUCAUGAUAAAGAUCUAUCCUGAUGGAUUGUUGACCUCACAUCUCGCCAACCUCCCUGUUGGAUCCUCUCUGUCAGUAGGCGGUCCGGAGGGAUCCUUCUCUAUGCGUAUCUUGCGUGACGUCACUCAUCUCUACAUGCUAGCGGCCGGCACGGGUUUCACACCCAUGGCUCGUCUCAUACGGCUGGCUCUUCAGGAUCUCACAUCAGUCAGAAAAUCCAAGCUGAUGUUCUUUAACCGUCAAGAGAGGGACAUACUUUGGUGCUCUCAGCUGGAUGAACUUUGUUCAAAAGAGGAAAGGUUUGAGGUGGAGCACGUUCUGUCGGAGCCUACAGAUUCUUGGAGAGGCAGAAGAGGGCGGAUAGAUGCUUGUAUGCUGCAGAACUUCCUGGAGAGACCAGAAGACUCCAAAUGUCUAGUGUGUGUGUGCGGCCCAACUGGAUUCACAGAGUUAGCAGUGCAGUUGGUCAGAAAGCUGGACUUCAGUGAAGAGGAAAUUCACAUUUUUCAGGGCUGAUUGGGACUUUAAAGUGAAAGAUGGAUUUCACAUACUUGCAGACUAUCUCUAUGCAUAUAAAAUGCACUUUCCAUUCAUAUAGCUGUAAUACUGUUCUACUAUAUCGUCUUAUAACUUGUAGAGAUCUGAUGCCACAAUCAGAUGCCCUGCACUCUGAGAAACAUCAGAAGUUGGUUUCUUAACAUUUUAUUUUAUUUAGUUUCCCAUUUGAAGUUUGCAGAUUUGAACAAUGCAGAAUAAUUCUGCUAGGUUUGUUUAUGCAACGAAGAAGAUAUUUGAUUGUUUUCUGCAUUUCAUAUUUAUUAAUGACUUGGAAGAUUUCGAGCACUUUGUGUAAUGCAGCUACAACAUAAUUGAGAAAGCAAUCCAUGCAACAGAUUUUGUUGUUGUGUCUCUAUUAAGCAAAUUAAAAAUGAUCAGUUAGUCAGGAUGCAUGAGAUGGGUUACUUUACAAGUAUAGCUAUUGCUGUUUGGAAAUGCUAAUCUGAUUGCAGAAUUAAUAAUGUUUCUCAGUGUGUGUACCGACUAUUCUAAUGGUAAAUUAUUAUUUAUGGUAAAUGAUCGACCUGGAACGCAAUUCCCAACAGAAAUGUAUAUUUUGUGCCUCUCGUGCUGUUGUGUUUCAACUGAAAUCUGUAAACUUGUAUGACAGGCCUGAUGUCAGUUUAGAGGAGGCUGAAAACUAUUAUAGCAAAACACUUUCUGUUAUACCAGCAAACCAGGUUGCUCUGAAAAUGUAUCUUCAUGCAUUGUUUAUUGCAUGAUACUUGAUAUAAUGUGUUUGAUACAUUGCAGUCAAAAUAUUUAUAUAUUGAAGAAAGCUCUGAAAUAUGAUUGAUUUGUAAAAACUGAUAAUUAUUUGACUAGUCAACCACUGAUGGCUUCCAACAGAAAACUUUAACCGGAUUGUUCUAUCAGUGCUCACAUUCAAGGGUAGGAUGAGAUGUGGCUUAAGCUGUAAGCAGCAAGAAAUUGAAUUAAAUGGUUAAAAAUA
This is a messenger RNA of Carassius gibelio (silver crucian carp), 2847 nucleotides long. RefSeq names its product cytochrome b5 reductase 4. The transcript is spliced from 17 exons. Gene Ontology annotation, biological process: generation of precursor metabolites and energy; superoxide metabolic process. The record is from RefSeq and is a predicted model, not a curated record. Bases 81 to 1853 code for a protein of 590 amino acids. Gene Ontology annotation, molecular function: oxidoreductase activity; heme binding. Gene Ontology annotation, cellular component: endoplasmic reticulum. NCBI's taxonomy places the organism in Eukaryota, Metazoa, Chordata, Actinopteri, Cypriniformes, Cyprinidae.